This is a messenger RNA of Morus notabilis, 903 nucleotides long. RefSeq names its product ethylene-responsive transcription factor 1B. Gene Ontology annotation, biological process: regulation of DNA-templated transcription; ethylene-activated signaling pathway. The record is from RefSeq and is a predicted model, not a curated record. Gene Ontology annotation, molecular function: DNA binding; DNA-binding transcription factor activity. Bases 19 to 852 code for a protein of 277 amino acids. The transcript has a single exon. Lineage: Eukaryota; Viridiplantae; Streptophyta; Magnoliopsida; Rosales; Moraceae.
GAGCUUGAUCUAGUUUUUAUGACAACCAAAACAAUGGCAGUUCAUAGAGAUCAGCAUCACCAAUCGGAAGGUAUUCUUGAGAAUGUUUGGGCAAGCUUUAUUAGUGGAGAAGUAGUGAAUGAAGAUAUUAUAAGCAAUAACACAUCAGAAAUGUUCUCCAAAACGCGGGAGGAAUUGCCUCCCCUUGAUGGUGGAGAUGGAUCAGCGGCGAUGUUACGACGGUUACCGAGCCUUGGGAGGUGGAUAUCGAUGGGAGCUGAGACUUGGGAAGAGCUUCUUGACAGUAUAAUUCUUCCUAAUCAAAGCAAUGUGGGGCAUGAUGAGCAGUCUUGCAAAGGCAAUUCAGCCGAUCAAGGCAAGGAAGCAGACCCCGAGAGAGCAAAGAAGGUGGUGACAAAGCACUACCGGGGGGUGAGGAGGCGGCCGUGGGGUAAGUACGCAGCAGAAAUACGAGACUCGUCGAGGAAUGGGGCUCGAGUUUGGCUCGGGACAUUUGACACGGCAGAGGAAGCAGCCUUGGCUUAUGACAAGGCCGCCUUGAGAAUCAGGGGCCCCAAGGCUUACCUAAACUUCCCUCUUGAGACGGUUGCUAAGGCUGUGGGACAAGAUGGCUCGGGAUUCAAUUCGAAUUGUUCAUCGACAGCCACUUACGGAAAUCGUGACUUGAUUGCUUCUAAUCCAAGAAAAAGAGGUUCAAGAGAGUGGGAAGAAAAUGGCAUGGUAAUGACUGAACAGCCUGCAGUGAGAAGAAAGGCAAGUGUGGAAAACAUGUUUGAGAACAAUUAUGUUGAUGUUUUUGAGUUUGAGGAUUUGGGGAGUGACUUCUUGGAUAGUUUGUUGUCUACCUUAUGAUUGAUUAUAUCUGUGAAAAUUGUGACUUGCCCUGCAAAAAGCAUGAAGAGA